Messenger RNA from Drosophila yakuba, 405 nucleotides. RefSeq lists its product as uncharacterized. The coding region runs from base 177 to 377 and encodes 66 amino acids. NCBI's taxonomy places the organism in Eukaryota, Metazoa, Arthropoda, Insecta, Diptera, Drosophilidae. The transcript is spliced from 2 exons. The record is from RefSeq and is a predicted model, not a curated record.
GAAUUUUUAUAAAUUAUAUCCACCCGUUUCGGUUAGGUUUCUUUUCUGAUUUUUCGAGUAACCGUACAAAAUCACUUUAAAAUUUCUAAAUUUAUUAAAAUUGUUAAUUCUAUUACAAAAGUUUUUUAACCAUGGAUAGGCCCAUCUUUCGAAUGUAGAUCCUGAACACCUGCGAGAUGUAUCCUCGCCGAAGGACAACGGAGUUCUACAAAUCCCCGGAACCGAGAGUCUCGUUCCAAAGUCAACAGGCGGAACAUCCGGCGGAGCUCCUCAACGUAACUCCCGACGAGAAUCGGGAGGCCGCUCGAAGACUUCCUCGCAUCCAGCCAUCAAAUAACUUGGACAGUAUUUACCUGCGAAAUGGGUACUUUUCGUAAAAUAAAUUUGUAUUUUCUGUCUUUUCUA